UCAGCAAAAGCUCAUAUUGGUAAUUUGUCAAACAUGUUCUUAAAGUUUAUGUUUACACAACUAUAUUGAAACCAUGAAAUGCAUACUGGUCUUUUCUUCUGUUUACCCUUCUUUUGUUAACUGAGAGAAUGGAAGGGAAGAAGGAAAUGAGUCUCCUCUUAUCACCAAACAGACCAAACUGGGAUUUGAGCAUGAGGGUCAGGUUGUGCAUAAAAGCUCCUCCCCUAUUCACAGACUUGAACCACCCAGCCUGAAAAUAAAAGGAAAAGGCAAACUUGGAUAAUCCUGGAAUAGAAAGCUGCACUUCUUCUUUUAUUAGUUGUGUGAUUUUUCGCAACCAUGGGCAACAAACCCUCACGUCAAAAAGAACUACUGAAAAAAAAGGAAACUAUCUUCCAUUCUCAGAAGAAAAAGGUGUACAGGAUUCCUGCUCUCUUCUACAAUAGAGAUGAAAACAUUUUAAUGGCAUUUGCAGAAAAGAGGAAGACUGAAAAAGAUUCCCACACAAAGGCGUUGGUAAUGAAGAAAGGAAAGGUGACGAAGGAUGAAAAUCAUGAAGUGACAGUCGAGUGGUCAGAGGAGGAAACGGUGAUCAAGAAACACCGUCUUGGAUACUGUCCUGGAUACCGUCCUAUGAACCCGUGCCCUCUUUAUGAGAAGACCACCAAAACACUCUUCCUGUUUUUCAUCCUUGUGAAAGGCGAAGAGCAGUGGCAGAUAGAUCAUAACACCAACAAAGCUCGUCUCUGCUAUGUUAAGACUACUGAUGCUGGUCAGAGUUGGAGUGACGUUACGGAUUUGACUGACUCAUUUCAUGAAAUCAAAACCUGGGCCACGUUUGCUGUCGGGCCAGGGCAUGGUUUUCAAACAGAGAGUGGAAGAUUGAUCGUCCCAGUUUAUGCUUAUGUUUAUAGCUCUGGUACAAAGGCACUGGGAAAACAUUCAACCUCACAUGCAAUCUCCCUGUAUAGUGACGACAAGGGCAAAACAUGGCAAUUUGGCAAGAUGUUUGCCAAUGAAAAUGACUUACUUGAAUGUCAAAUGGCAGAGUUUAUCGACGUUGGGGGUGAAAGCGUAAUCUACUGCAAUGCACGCACUAAGGGAUGUUACCGAGAGGAAUACGUCAGUCAUAAUGGAGGAGUGGAUUUUUCCAUGCUGAGCGGUGUUAGAAAUCUUGUAGAAACAGGUGCUAAAGGCUGUCAAGGAAGUGUUGUCUCAAUUCCAGAUCAAGAUGACAUUGGAGGGGAGGAUUCACGUCAGAACCAAAACAAGUGGCUGCUUUUCACCCACCCGAUCGAUACAUCCGAAAGAUCAACAUUAGGAGUUUAUGUGAAUAAAUCUCCACAAAACCCAACUGCAUGGAGCAUUCCCUGGAUUAUUAACUGUGGUCCCAGUGGUUACUCAGACCUAGCUUACAUUGGUGAGGGUUUUUUUGCAUGUCUUAUGGAAUGUGGACUGAAGAAGGACAAUGAGCAGAUUGCCUUUGAGAUCUAUAGCUACAGUGGUUUCAAGCACGCCAAAACUUGUCUAUUUGGCUAAAUCACAGAUGAGUUUUAUUUUACUCAUAUAAGGCCUUAAAAUACCCUGUAGUGUAAUACUAUUGCACUGAAAUCCCAUUCAUUACUUCUGAAUGUAAAAUGUGUUGUAUCAGGGUAGCAGAAAAUGAUCAUGCCUCUGUCUAAACUAAUAACCCAAAAAAUGUUAGUUUGGCUUAUUUGAAGCAAAUUUAUCCGCAUGUUUCUUGUUGUUCUGUUUGUAUCUUAAUGCUUUAUUGCACUUAUUGUGAGUCACUUCGGAUGAAAGCGUCAGCUAAAUGAAAUGUAAUGUAUUAAAUAUUAUCUAUCAAAGCAAUAAUUACUUGCAUCAACUAAAAUGGUCUUGUUCUUUGUUUUAUUUCAGCUGUUUCAACUUUAAAAAUGAUGUAUGAUAUAGUACUUACAUUUUCUACUUAAUUGGUGUCAGUUAUUCAAGAAUAAAACAUACAUUUUGACAAACAAAAGGUCUUAUGAGAGGUUUGUUUUAAAUGUUUCUGAAUAAUAAGGUAAAGGGAUUUCUUUUGACUGGAAAACCAAACAGCAUAAAACCUCUUCCUUGUUUUUGCAUUUGCAUUUAGUACUUUCACAGCGAGGUUCCUAAAACAUUAUUAUCAUUUGUUAAAAGUCGACCUUUUUUCACCAUGUAAUCAAAGUCUGACCAAAACUUGCUGCUAUUUCUACCAAUAAAUUAUUCACCAACUUUGA
Messenger RNA from Eleginops maclovinus (Patagonian blennie), 2240 nucleotides. Its product is annotated as sialidase-3-like. The record is from RefSeq and is a predicted model, not a curated record. The transcript is spliced from 2 exons. Gene Ontology annotation, molecular function: exo-alpha-sialidase activity. Lineage: Eukaryota; Metazoa; Chordata; Actinopteri; Perciformes; Eleginopidae. Bases 340 to 1539 code for a protein of 399 amino acids. Gene Ontology annotation, biological process: ganglioside catabolic process; oligosaccharide catabolic process. Gene Ontology annotation, cellular component: membrane; intracellular membrane-bounded organelle; cytoplasm.